ACGGCAGCGGCUCCUUGUGCCUCUAGCAGCCUGUCUUCUGCGCUCUCCGCCUUCCCUCUCUAGACUGGCUCUCCUCCCCCCGCGCCCCCUCCCUCCCGCAGCUCCCACUCGCUGGCUCGCUCUCCGGCUGCCUCCGCUCCAGGUUUCUCCUGGCUGCGCGCGCUCCUCUCCCCGCCUCGCCCCUCCCGCAGCCUCACCGCCUUGGUGCCUUCCUGCCCAGCUCGGCGGGCUCUCAUCCCCAGCCCCGGCCCCGGCCCGACAGUCCAGUGUCGGCGCUCGGAGUGGCUCAGCCCUGCAGUGGUUCGGGACCCGAUGCUAUGAGAGCGAAGCGAGCCGGGCGCCCAGACCUGCAGGAGGCGUCGGAUGCGCGGCUGGUCUGUGGACCGGGAUCUCUCCCCCGCUCGCCUUGCCCUCUGGUGAUUAUUUGGCUCUGGUCAUAGCCCUGCCGCUCCUCGGAGGAGCCCGGCACAUCUGAGAAGAGCCAUCGGUGUCGUGUGCGUGUGGAAUAUCUGCAGACAUGACUGCGUGGAGGAAAUUCGCGUCGCUGCUCCUGCUUCUGGUGCUGCUGGUCCUGUGCGCGGGGCUCCUUACUGCAGCGAAGGGUCAGAACUGUGGAGGCUUAGUGCAGGGUCCCAAUGGCACCAUCGAGAGCCCAGGGUUUCCACACGGUUACCCCAACUAUGCGAACUGUACCUGGAUUAUCAUCACAGGAGAGCGUAAUCGGAUACAGUUGUCAUUCCAUACCUUUGCUCUCGAAGAAGAUUUUGAUAUUUUAUCAGUUUACGAUGGACAGCUCCAACAAGGGAAUUUGAAAGUGAGGUUAUCAGGAUUUCAGCUGCCUUCCUCUGUGGUCAGUACCGGCUCGAUCCUCACUCUGUGGUUCACAACGGACUUCGCUGUGAGUGCCCAGGGUUUUAAAGCCCUCUAUGAAGUUUUACCCAGCCACACAUGUGGAAAUCCUGGGGAAAUCUUGAAAGGUGUUCUCCAUGGAACCAGAUUCAACAUAGGAGACAAGGUCCGGUACAGCUGUCUGCCUGGCUACAUCUUGGAGGGUCACGCCAUCGUAACCUGCAUCGUCAGCCCUGGGAAUGGUGCAUCCUGGGACUUCCCAGCCCCCUUUUGCAGAGCUGAGGGAGCUUGUGGCGGGACGUUACGGGGAACGAGCAGCUCCAUCUCCAGCCCUCACUUCCCUUCGGAGUAUGAGAACAAUGCAGACUGUACGUGGACCAUUCUCGCUGAACCUGGUGACACCAUUGCCUUGGUCUUCACUGACUUUCAGCUUGAGGAAGGAUAUGACUUCUUAGAGAUCAGCGGAACGGAAGCACCGUCCAUAUGGCUGACUGGCAUGAACCUUCCUUCUCCUGUUAUCAGCAGCAAGAAUUGGUUACGACUUCAUUUCACAUCUGACAGUAACCAUAGACGGAAAGGGUUUAAUGCUCAGUUUCAAGUGAAGAAAGCAAUUGAAUUGAAGUCAAGAGGAGUCAAGAUGAUGCCUAGCAAGGACAGCAGCCAUAAAAACUCCGUCUUAAGUCAAGGAGGUGUUGCUUUGGUCUCUGACAUGUGUCCAGAUCCUGGAAUUCCAGAAAAUGGCAGAAGAGCAGGUUCUGACUUCAGGGUUGGUGCAAAUGUACAGUUCUCCUGUGAGGAUAGUUACGUGCUCCAGGGAUCCAAGAGCAUCACGUGUCAGAGAGUCACAGAGACGCUGGCUGCUUGGAGUGACCAUCGGCCGAUUUGCCGAGCUAGAACAUGUGGAUCAAAUCUGCGUGGACCCAGUGGCAUCAUCACCUCCCCUAAUUACCCGGUUCAGUAUGAAGACAAUGCACACUGUGUGUGGGUCAUCACCACCAUCGAUCCAGACAAGGUCAUCAAGCUUGCCUUUGAGGAGUUUGAACUGGAAAGAGGCUAUGACACCCUAACAGUGGGUGACGCUGGGAAAGUGGGUGAUACCAGAACAGUCUUGUAUGUACUCACUGGCUCCAGCGUUCCUGACCUUAUCGUGAGUAUGAGCAACCAGAUGUGGCUACACCUACAGUCUGACGACAGCAUCGCCUCUCCUGGAUUUAAAGCCGUUUACCAAGAAAUUGAGAAGGGAGGGUGUGGGGACCCAGGCAUCCCAGCCUAUGGGAAGCGGACUGGCAGCAGUUUUCUCCAUGGCGACACUCUCACUUUCGAGUGCCAAGCAGCCUUCGAGCUGGUGGGGGAGAGAGUUAUCACAUGUCAGCAGAACAACCAGUGGUCUGGCAACAAGCCCAGCUGUGUAUUUUCCUGUUUCUUCAACUUCACGGCAUCAUCAGGCAUCAUCCUCUCACCCAAUUACCCAGAGGAGUAUGGCAACAACAUGAACUGUGUUUGGCUGAUCAUUUCUGAGCCAGGCAGCAGGAUUCACCUAAUCUUUAAUGACUUCGAUGUGGAGCCUCAGUUUGACUUCCUUGCGGUCAAGGAUGACGGGAUUUCAGAUAUAACGGUGCUGGGCACCUUCUCUGGCAAUGAGGUGCCCUCCCAGCUUGCCAGCACUGGGCACAUCGUCCGCCUGGAGUUCCAGUCAGAUCAUUCCACCACUGGCAGAGGCUUCAACAUCACCUACACCACAUUUGGUCAAAACGAGUGCCAUGAUCCUGGCAUUCCCAUAAAUGGACGGCGUUUUGGUGACAGGUUCCUGCUUGGCAGUUCGGUCUCUUUUCAUUGUGAUGAUGGCUUUGUCAAAACCCAGGGGUCAGAGUCCAUCACCUGCAUCCUGCAGGAUGGGAAUGUGGUCUGGAGCUCCACCGUGCCCCGCUGUGAAGCCCCAUGCGGUGGACACCUGACAGCUUCAAGUGGAGUCAUUUUGCCCCCAGGAUGGCCUGGGUAUUAUAAAGAUUCCUUAAAUUGUGAAUGGGUAAUUGAAGCAAAACCAGGACACUCAAUCAAAAUAACUUUUGACAGGUUUCAGACAGAAGUCAAUUACGACACCCUGGAGGUCAGAGAUGGGCCGGCCAGCUCAUCCCCGCUGAUUGGGGAGUACCACGGCACACAGGCCCCCCAGUUCCUUAUCAGCACAGGGAACUUCAUGUACCUCCUUUUCACCACGGACAACAGCCGGGCCAGCGUGGGCUUCCUCAUCCACUACGAGAGUGUGACUCUGGAGUCAGACUCCUGCCUUGACCCGGGUAUCCCUGUGAAUGGGCAUCGGCACGGCAGCCACUUUGGCAUCCGGUCUACAGUGACAUUCAGCUGUGACCCAGGGUACACGCUAAGUGAUGAUGAGCCCCUGAUCUGUGAGCGGAACCACCAGUGGAACCACGCAUUGCCCAGCUGUGACGCCCUCUGUGGAGGCUACAUCCAUGGAAAGAGUGGAACAGUUCUUUCUCCUGGGUUUCCAGAUUUUUACCCAAACUCCCUAAACUGCACGUGGACCAUUGAGGUGUCUCAUGGAAAGGGAGUGCAGAUGAUCUUUCACACCUUUCACCUGGAGAGCUCCCAUGACUACUUACUGAUCACUGAGGACGGGAGCUUCACGGAGCCAGUGGCCAGGCUCACUGGGUCAGUGCUGCCUCACACCAUUAAGGCAGGUUUGUUCGGAAACUUCACCGCCCAGCUUCGGUUUAUAUCAGACUUCUCCAUUUCCUACGAGGGCUUCAACAUCACGUUUUCAGAGUAUGACCUUGAGCCCUGUGAUGACCCCGGUGUGCCUGCCUUCAGCAGAAGAAUCGGUUUCCACUUUGGAGUUGGGGACUCGCUGACGUUUUCCUGCUUCCCAGGGUAUCGCUUAGAAGGUGCAACCAAGCUUACGUGCCUGGGUGGGGGCCGCCGUGUGUGGAGUGCACCUCUGCCAAGGUGUGUGGCUGAAUGUGGAGCAAGUGUCAAAGGAAAUGAAGGAACAUUACUGUCUCCAAAUUUCCCGUCAAAUUAUGAUAAUAACCAUGAGUGUAUCUAUAGAAUUGAAACAGAAGCUGGCAAGGGGAUUCAUCUCAGAGCGCGGAGCUUCCAGCUAUUUGAAGGAGACGUUCUAAAGGUUUAUGAUGGAAAAGACAGUUCCUCACGUCCACUGGGGGCCUUCACGAGAAAUGAGCUGAUGGGGCUGAUCUUGAACAGCACCUCCAACCACCUGUGGCUGGAAUUCAACUCCAAUGGAUCUGACACUGACCAAGGCUUCCAGCUUACCUACACAAGUUUUGACCUGGUGAAAUGCGAGGAUCCAGGAGUUCCCAGCUAUGGCUAUAGGAUCCGGGACGAAGGCCACUUCACAGAUACAGUGGUUCAGUAUAGCUGUAACCCUGGCUAUGCCAUGCACGGCGCCAAUACUCUGACCUGUCUGAGUGGUGACCGGAGAGUGUGGGACAGACCACUGCCAUCCUGCAUGGCGGAAUGUGGUGGGCGGAUCCACGCAGCCACGUCAGGCCGCAUCUUGUCUCCUGGGUAUCCAGCUCCCUAUGACAACAACCUCCACUGUACCUGGGUCAUAGAGGCAGACCCAGGAAAGACCAUCAGCCUCCACUUCAUCGUGUUUGACACGGAGCUGGCCCACGACAUCCUGAAAGUGUGGGACGGGCCGGUGGACAGCGACAUCCUGCUGAAGGAGUGGAGCGGCUCAGCGCUGCCCGAGGACAUCCAUAGCACCUUCAAUUCACUCACCCUUCAGUUCGACAGUGACUUCUUCAUCAGCAAGUCUGGCUUCUCCAUUCAGUUCUCAACAUCCAUCGCGUCUACCUGCAAUGAUCCAGGGAUGCCUCAAAACGGCACCCGCUAUGGAGACAGCAGAGAGCCUGGGGACACCAUUACCUUCCAGUGCGACCCUGGGUACCAGCUUCAAGGGCAAGCCAAGAUCACCUGUGUGCAGCUGAAUAACCGGUUCUUUUGGCAGCCAGACCCUCCAACGUGCAUAGCGGCAUGUGGAGGGAACCUGACAGGCCCGGCCGGCGUCAUCCUGUCGCCCAACUACCCGCAGCCGUACCCACCGGGGAGGGAGUGUGACUGGAGGGUAAAAGUGAACCCGGACUUCGUCAUCGCCUUGAUAUUCAAAAGUUUCAACAUGGAGCCCAGCUAUGACUUCCUGCAUAUCUAUGAAGGAGAAGAUUCCAACAGCCCCCUGAUUGGAAGUUUCCAGGGCUCUCAAGCUCCAGAAAGAAUUGAGAGUAGUGGAAAUAGUCUUUUUCUGGCGUUUCGAAGUGAUGCCUCUGUGGGCUUGUCGGGGUUCGCCAUUGAAUUUAAAGAGAAACCACGGGAGGCCUGUUUUGACCCUGGGAAUAUAAUGAACGGGACAAGGAUUGGGACAGACUUCAAACUCGGCUCAACCGUCACUUACCAGUGUGACUCUGGCUACAAGAUUGCUGACCCAUCGUCCAUCACCUGUGUGAUCGGAGCCGAUGGGAAACCCGCCUGGAACCGGGUCCUGCCCUCCUGCAACGCCCCAUGUGGUGGCCAGUACACUGGAUCAGAAGGGGUAGUUUUGUCUCCCAACUACCCUCACAAUUACACAGCCGGACAGAUCUGCCUCUAUUCCAUCACGGUGCCAAAGGAAUUUGUGGUAUUUGGCCAGUUUGCCUAUUUCCAGACGGCACUGAAUGACCUGGCAGAGCUCUUUGACGGGACUCACCCCCAGGCCAGACUCCUCAGCUCACUCUCUGGGUCUCAUUCAGGUGAAACACUGCCUUUGGCCACAUCAAAUCAGAUUCUGCUCCGAUUCAGCGCAAAGAGCGGCGCACCAGCCCGAGGCUUCCACUUUGUCUACCAAGCUGUUCCUCGGACCAGUGACACCCAGUGCAGCUCUGUCCCUGAGCCCAGAUAUGGAAGGAGGAUCGGCUCUGAGUUUUCGGCGGGAUCCAUAGUUCGAUUUGAGUGUAACCCAGGAUACCUGCUCCAGGGCUCCACAGCUAUCCGCUGCCAGUCUGUACCUAACGCCCUAGCUCAGUGGAAUGACACAAUCCCAAGCUGUGUAGUCCCCUGCAGUGGGAAUUUCACUCAGCGAAGAGGUACGAUUUUAUCCCCUGGCUACCCUGAACCGUAUGGUAACAACUUAAACUGUAUAUGGAAGAUCAUAGUGACAGAGGGAUCAGGAAUUCAGAUUCAAGUCAUCAGUUUUGCCACAGAGCAGAACUGGGACUCGCUUGAGAUUUAUGAUGGUGGUGACAUGACUGCACCCAGACUGGGAAGUUUUUCAGGUACCACGGUGCCAGCGCUGCUCAAUAGCACCUCCAAUCAGCUCUACCUGCAUUUCCAGUCGGAUAUCAGCGUGGCAGCUGCUGGUUUCCAUCUGGAAUACAAAACUGUGGGUCUCGCUGCUUGCCCAGAACCAGCCCUUCCCAGCAACGGCAUCAAAACAGGAGACCGGUACAUGGUGAACGACGUGCUUUCCUUUCAAUGCGAGCCUGGGUACACGCUGCAGGGCCGCUCCCACAUCUCCUGCAUGCCAGGGACUGUGCGUCGCUGGAACUACCCAUCUCCCCUCUGCAUCGCGACCUGCGGAGGGACCUUGAGCAGCAUGGCAGGCGUGAUCCUGAGCCCUGGAUUCCCGGGCGCCUACCCCAACAACCUGGACUGCACCUGGAAGAUCACCUUGCCCAUUGGCUACGGUGCACAUAUUCAGUUUCUGAAUUUUUCUACUGAAGCUAAUCACGACUACCUUGAAAUUCAAAACGGACCUUACCACACCAGCCCAAUGAUUGGGCAGUUCAGUGGCCCAGAUCUGCCCUCGGCCUUGCUCAGCACCACCCACGAAACUCUCAUCCACUUUUACAGCGACCACUCGCAGAACCGGCAAGGGUUUAAACUCACUUACCAAGCCUAUGAACUACAGAACUGCCCGGACCCACCUCCUUUUCAGAAUGGGUACAUGAUCAACUCCGACUACAGUGUGGGACAGUCCAUAUCUUUCGAGUGUUAUCCUGGGUACAUUUUAAUCGGCCACCCAGUCCUCACCUGUCAGCAUGGGAUCAACAGAAACUGGAACUACCCUUUCCCAAGAUGUGAUGCUCCUUGUGGCUAUAAUGUGACGUCUCAGAAUGGAACCAUCUAUUCCCCUGGGUUUCCAGAUGAAUAUCCCAUUUUGAAGGACUGCAUCUGGCUCAUCACAGUGCCUCCUGGGCACGGUGUCUACAUCAACUUCACCCUGCUGCAGACCGAGGCUGUCAACGACUACAUCGCUGUUUGGGAUGGUCCUGAUCAGAAUUCGCCUCAGCUGGGAGUUUUCAGUGGCAACACAGCUCUUGAAACAGCCUAUAGUUCCACCAACCAGGUGCUGCUCAAGUUCCACAGUGACUUUUCAAACGGAGGUUUCUUCGUCCUCAAUUUUCACGCAUUUCAGCUCAAGAAAUGUCAGCCUCCCCCAGCAGUUCCACAGGCAGAAAUGCUUAUGGAGGAUGAAGAUUUUGAAAUAGGGGACUUUGUGAAGUACCGGUGCCAUCCUGGUUACACCCUGUCCGGGACAGAUACGCUGACCUGUAAGCUCAGCUCCCAGUUGCAGUUUGAAGGUUCCCUCCCAACAUGUGAAGCACAAUGCCCAGCCAAUGAAGUCAGGACAGAAUCUUCUGGAGUCAUCCUUAGUCCAGGGUACCCAGGCAACUAUUUUAACUCACAGACCUGCUCGUGGAGCAUCAAAGUGGAACCAAACUACAACAUCACCAUCUUCGUGGACAUAUUCCAAAGUGAAAAGCAGUUUGACGCACUGGAAGUAUUCGAUGGCUCUUCUGGUCAAAGUCCUCUGCUAGUGGUCUUAAGUGGAAACCAUACGGAACAGACAAAUUUUACAAGCAAGAGUAACCAGUUAUAUCUCCGUUGGUCCACAGAUCAUGCAACCAGUAAAAAAGGAUUCAAGAUCCGUUAUGCAGCACCUUACUGCAGCUUGACCCACACCCUGAAGAAUGGUGGUGUUUUAAAUAGGACUUCAGGAGAAGUUGGAAGUAAAGUGCAUUACUAUUGCAAGCCUGGGUAUCGGAUGAUUGGCCACAGCAAUGCAACCUGUAGACGAAAUUCAGAUGGAAUGUAUCAGUGGGAGUCCCUUGCUCCACUUUGCCAAGCUGUGUCCUGUGGCAUCCCAGAGUCCCCAGGAAAUGGCUCGUUUACUGGUAAUGAGUUCUCUUUGGGCAGUAAAGUGACAUAUGAAUGUAACGAGGGCUUUAAGCUGGAAGCUGGUCAACAAGCCACAGUCGUGUGUCAAGAAGAUGGAUUGUGGAGUAACAGAGGGAGGCCCCCCAUGUGUAAACCGGUCACUUGCCCCGGCAUCGAAGCCCAGCUCUCAGAACACGUGACCUGGAGGCUGGUGUCAGGCUCCCUGAACGAGUACGGAGCCCAGGUGGUGCUGAGCUGCAGUCCCGGUUACUACCUGGAGGGCCAGAGGCUGGUACAGUGCUUUGCUAACGGGACGUGGAGCACAGGGGAGGAGAGGCCAAGAUGCAGAGUGAUCUCAUGUGGAAGCCUGUCCUUUCCUCCAAAUGGGAACAAGAUAGGGACCUUGACAGUGUAUGGUGCCACAGCCAUAUUCACAUGUAACACGGGCUAUACCCUCGUGGGUUCUCAUGUUAGAGAAUGCCUGGCCAAUGGGCUCUGGAGUGGCCCUGAAACUCACUGUCUGGCUGGUCACUGUGGCUCCCCGGAUCCCAUCGUGAACGGUCACAUCAGCGGUGAUGGCUUCAGUUACAGGGACACGGUGGUUUAUCAGUGUAACCCCGGUUUCCGGCUGGUUGGGACUUCUGUUCGGAUAUGCUUGCAAGACCAUAAGUGGUCUGGACACACCCCAGUCUGUGUCCCCAUCACCUGUGGCCACCCGGGGAACCCUGCCCGUGGGUUCACCAAUGGCAGUGAGUUCAACCUGAACGAUGUGGUGAACUUCACCUGUAACCCUGGCUACCUGCUGCAGGGUGCAUCUCGAGCCCAGUGUCGGAGCAGUGGCCAGUGGAGCAGCCCCCUGCCCACCUGCCGAGUGGUGAACUGCUCAGAUCCAGGCUUUGUGGAAAAUGCCGUUCGUCAUGAGCAACAGAAUUUCCCUGAGAGUUUUGAAUACGGAAUGAGCGUCAUUUACCAUUGCAAGAAGGGAUUUUACCUGUUGGGGUCUUCUGCCCUAACCUGUAUGGCUAAUGGCUUAUGGGACCGCUCUUUGCCCAAGUGUUUGGCUAUAUCAUGCGGGCACCCAGGAGUCCCUGCCAACGCCAUCCUCAGCGGAGAUCUGUUUACUUACGGGGCGGUGGUUCACUACUCGUGCAAAGGCAGCCAGAGUCUCGUUGGCAACAGCACCAGGACCUGCCAGGAGGACAGCCGCUGGAGCGGAGCCCCGCCCCACUGCACAGGAAGUAACCCUGGAUUCUGUGGUGACCCGGGGACCCCAGCACAUGGCUCUCGGCUUGGAGAGGAGUUUAAGGCCAAGAGCCUUCUCCGCUUCUCCUGCGAGAUGGGCUACCAGCUGCGGGGCUCAGCUGAGCGGACGUGCCUGCUCAAUGGGUCCUGGUCAGGCCUGCAGCCUGUGUGCGAGGCCGUGUCCUGUGGGAACCCAGGGACGCCCACCAAUGGCAUGAUCGUCAGCAGCGAUGGUGUGCUUUUCUCCAGCUCCGUGGUCUACGCCUGCUGGGAGGGCUACAGGACCUCGGGGCUGACAACACGCCACUGCACAGCCAAUGGCACCUGGACGGGCACAGCCCCCGACUGUACCAUUAUAAGCUGUGGAGAUCCAGGUACUCUGGCGAAUGGCAUUCAGUUUGGAACAGAUUUCACUUUCAAUAAGACUGUUAGCUACCAGUGUAACCCUGGCUACCUCAUGGAGCCUGUCACAUCCCCCACGAUCCGCUGUACUAAAGACAGUACAUGGAAUCACAGCAAACCUACCUGCAAAGCUGUCAUGUGCAGCCAGCCUCCUCCGGUUCCAAACGGGAAGGUGGAAGGAACAGACUUCCGCUGGGGCGCCAGCAUCAGCUACAGCUGUGUGGACGGCUUCCAGCUGUCACACCCCGCCAUCCUCUCCUGUGAAGGGCGUGGGGUGUGGAAAGGAGAGGCCCCCCAGUGCCUGCCUGUGUUCUGUGGAGACCCAGGCACCCCUGCUGAGGGGCGGCUCAGUGGCAGAAGCUUCACCUAUAAGUCUGAAGUCUUCUUCCAGUGUAGAUCUCCCUUCCUCCUAGUGGGAUCAUCACGAAGGACCUGCCAAGCUGACGGCACAUGGAGCGGCAUCCAGCCCACCUGCAUUGAUCCUGCUCACAAUAGCUGCCCAGAUCCUGGAACGCCACACUUUGGAAUACAGAAUAGCUCAAGAGGAUAUGAGGUGGGGAGCAUGGUGUUUUUCCGGUGCAGGAAAGGCUACCACGUCCAAGGUUCGACGACGCGGACUUGCCUGGCGAACCUAACCUGGAGCGGCACCCAGACCGAGUGCCUCCCGCAUGCCUGCCGACAGCCGGAAACGCCAGCCCACGCAGAUGUGAGAGCCAUUGACCUACCCACCUUUGGCUACACCUUAGUGUACACCUGCCAUCCGGGAUUCUUCCUUGCGGGCGGAUCUGAGCACAGGACGUGUAAAGCAGAUAUGAAGUGGACGGGGAAGUCACCUGUCUGUAAAAGUAAAGGAGUGAGAGAAGUUAAUGAAACAGUUACUAAAACUCCAGUUCCUUCAGAUGUGUUUUUCAUCCAUUCAGUGUGGAAGGGAUAUUAUGAAUAUUUAGGGAAAAGACAGCCCGCCACCCUAACUGUUGACUGGUUCAACGCAACAAGCAGCAAGGUGAAUGCGACCUUCGUUGAAGCCUCCCAGGGGGAGCUGAAGUUGACAGGUGUUUACAAGAAGGAGGAGGCCCACUUAAUCCUGAAGGCCUUUCAGAUUAAAGGCCCAGUGGAUAUUUUUGUCAGCAACUUUGAAAAUGACAACUGGGGACUGGACGGUUAUGUAUCAUCUGGAUUUGAAAGAGCAGGAUUUACUUUUCAAGGUGACAUACAUGGGAAGGACUUUGGGAAAUUCAAGCUCGAAAGGCAAGAUCCCUUAAGCUCUGAUCAGGAUUCUUCAAAUCAUUAUCACGGCACCAGCAGUGGCUCUGUGGCGGCUGCCAUCCUGGUUCCAUUCUUCGCUCUAAUUUUAUCAGGGUUUGCAUUUUACCUCUACAAACACAGAACGAGACCAAAAGUUCAGUACAACGGCUACGCUGGGCAUGAGAACAGCAAUGGACAGGCGUCAUUUGAGAACCCCAUGUAUGACACAAACUUGAAACCCACAGAGGCCAAGGCUGUGCGGUUUGACACGACUCUGAACACAGUGUGCACAGUGGUAUAGCCCCGGGUGCCCAGCACCGCCUCAUAGCCAUACCUCCGACGGACAA
Messenger RNA from Phacochoerus africanus (Common warthog), 11258 nucleotides. It is a transcript of the gene CSMD1, whose product is annotated as CUB and Sushi multiple domains 1. The transcript is spliced from 70 exons. Bases 518 to 11212 code for a protein of 3564 amino acids. NCBI's taxonomy places the organism in Eukaryota, Metazoa, Chordata, Mammalia, Artiodactyla, Suidae. The record is from RefSeq and is a predicted model, not a curated record.